AUGUCUCAUGAUUCGCCACCAGAAGAACGCAUGAUUUAUGUAGGCGGUUUUGCCGAACAAGUCGACGAAGAGAUACUAGAAGAGCUGUUUAUUCAGACAGGACCAGUGGUUAAAGUGAUGAUUCGAGAUAUCAAAGAUUCCAGGGCGAAAUAUGCAUUGAUUGAGUUCGAGGACGAGGCAACUGUACUAUUCGCGAUCGAAUUGAUGAACGGAGUGAAAUUAUUCAAUAAAGAGAUCAACGUAAAGCCGAGAAACGGAACAAAACAAGAGGAAUUAUACAGAAGGAAACGAGGAGAAAUUGAGGAGAGGUUUAGAGUGAUGAUGGCUGAUUUGGGUGGAGGAGAUAGAGAACGAGACAGAGAUCGAAGAAGUAGUUAUGAUAAUAGAAGGGAUUAUCAGAGGGAUCGAAGCCCGCAUUCGAGAGAUAGUGGUGGUGUAAGAGAUUGGGACAGAAAUUCAAGGAGUAAUAGGUGA
This is a messenger RNA of Caenorhabditis remanei, 474 nucleotides long. RefSeq lists its product as uncharacterized. Gene Ontology annotation, molecular function: single-stranded RNA binding. The record is from RefSeq and is a predicted model, not a curated record. Gene Ontology annotation, biological process: regulation of alternative mRNA splicing, via spliceosome. Gene Ontology annotation, cellular component: nucleus. The transcript has 2 exons. The coding region runs from base 1 to 474 and encodes 157 amino acids. NCBI's taxonomy places the organism in Eukaryota, Metazoa, Nematoda, Chromadorea, Rhabditida, Rhabditidae.